Molecule: messenger RNA, 6804 nt
Organism: Alosa sapidissima (American shad)
Lineage: Eukaryota; Metazoa; Chordata; Actinopteri; Clupeiformes; Clupeidae
Gene: trim46a
Product: tripartite motif containing 46a
Exons: 12
Coding region: 615-2927 (770 amino acids)
Molecular function (GO): zinc ion binding; protein binding
Source: RefSeq, a predicted model, not a curated record
CUCCUUUGUGUAGUCUACAGCUUCAAAUUGAUGGGGUUUAUUGGCUAGAGGGGCUGCAGGGAUAUGCAAUGAAUUGUUGGAUGUGCAUGCAUAAUCUGCAGCAUAUGAUUAUUGAUAGGCUAAAUUACGAAUGUGCAAUAGUUUAUAAAGCGCAGAUAAACCAGCCUUGCAUUCACGAACCAUGCGAACUUGGAUCCAUUUCUCUCUGCAGGUUCUUUCGCGCAUGCUCUCCAUGACUGGUUUAUUGAAUUCUGUAUAAGACGAGUCGGGGGACCGAGCCCGUUUGCUCACAUUAGCCAUUGAAGAUGGAUCCAUUCAAGGAGCAUCAUGCUGUCAUAUAACGGAUACGGCUGAACAUUUUAGAGGGCGAACAAGACCGUGUUUUGCCGUGUUUUCCCCUCUAGUAACCCUCUUGCAUUGUAAGUAAUGGCACGCGCUAACGAGCGACAGUACAGGUGUGAUGCGCGCAUAGCGUACCUUGAUUAUUUCUACGCCAUUUAUUUUCUACGGAAAAAAUAGAUUAAAUAUAGGCCUAUGUAUCAGUCGCUAGGCUUGUCACCUGCAUUGUGUAUUGUUUUGUAAUAAAUCCUUAAAAGAAACGGUUGGAUCCAGCAAUGGCAGAUCAGGAACUCCACACAUUUACCUCCCUCAUGGAUGCUCUGGUUCGCGUCAGCUCCAACAUGAAGAGUAUGGAGCGGGAGCUACGCUGCCCAGUGUGCGAUGAGAUGGUCAAGCAGCCCAUCGUGUUGCCGUGCCUGCACAGCGUGUGUGUGCUGUGCGCGGCUGAGGUGCUGGUGCAGCGAGGCUACCCACCGCCUGACCUGCCCCCAGAGCCCAACACCCCCACCUCCAGCCCCCACACGCGCUCCCCACGCCACGCACGACGGCCCCCGCCUAAGAGUGGCCUGGACCGCGUCCUCAAAACAGUCUGUGGCUCGUACCCUGGUCGCAGACGUAAGGACACUCCCCCGCUGCUGAUGCUGUUUCCGUGCCCGCUGUGUAAGAAGGACGUGGAGCUGGGCGAGAAAGGCCUGAUCGACUGCCUCCGAAACCUCACACUGGAGCGCAUAGUAGAGAGAUACAGGCAUUCGGUGAGCAUUGGCAGCAUGGCGGUCAUGUGCCAGUUCUGUAAGCCGCCUCAGCCGCUGGAGGCCAGCAAGGGCUGUGCGGACUGCAAAGCCAACUUCUGCAACGAGUGCUUCAAGCUGUACCACCCGUGGGGCACGCCCCGCGCCACGCACGAGCACAUCCUGCCCACACACAACUUCAGGCCCAAGGUGCUGGUGUGUCCAGAACAUGAGCAGGAGAGGCUGCAGUUCUACUGUCGCGUGUGCCAGCGCCUCCUCUGUUCACUCUGCAAACUGCGCCGCGUCCACUCUGGUCACAAGGUCCUGCCUAUCGCCCAGGCAUACCAGACCUUGAAGGAGAAGAUCACCAAGGAGAUGAACUUGGUCUUGGCCAAUCAAGAAACAGUUCAGGCGCAGAUUGGCCAAUUGGAAGGCGCCAUCACUCAGAUGGAGCUGAACAGCAGCGUGGCUCAGGAGAAGCUGCUGGCCUGCGUGGAGCAGGUGCGGGCAGCUCUGUCGGAGCGGCAGACGUCUCUGGCCUCAGCGCUGGAGGGCUCGCGGGCGCGGCGGGCCGAUGCGCUGGACGCCCAGCUGCAGGAGAAACGCAGCCUGCUGGAGGACGCCGGCCUGGUCACCUACACACACGAGCUGCUCAAGGAGACCGACCAGCCCUGCUUCGUCCAGGCCGCCCGUGUCACACACUACAGGCUGGUCAAGGCCAUAGAGCACCUGCAGAAUUUCUCUCUCUCCGCUGAUCCCUCGUUCAGACACUUCCAGAUGGACGGAUCUCGGGAGCUCAAAGAGAUCAGCAGCAUGGAGUUUAUACGAGCUCCAUUGGCUCCUGUGAUUGACACUCAGAAGACGCUGGCCUAUGACCAGCUGUAUCUUUGCUGGCGCCUCCCACAAGACUCCGCCCCUGCCUGGCACUACUCGGUGGAGUACCAGAGGAGAGUGGGCGGAGCCGGGUCAGUUUGGGGCGGGGUCAGGACUGAGGGGAAAGGGCCCAACUCCACCGGCGGUUGGCUGAGGAUGGACGACGUGAGUGGGAUGUGUGCGGUGAUUGACAGGCUGGAGAUGGACAGCGUGUACGUGCUGAGGGUGAGAGGCUGCAACAAGGCGGGCUUCGGGGACUACAGCGAGGAGGUGUACCUGCACACUCCACCUGCGCCAGUGCUGGCGUUUAGUCUGGACUCUCGCUGGGGCCUGCAUGCAGACAGGCUGGCGCUGGGGAAGGGGCAGACGUACGCACGCAGCGUCCCCGGACUGGCCCUCCUGCAGGCGGCCGACCGCACCCUCACUUCCUGUCACCUGACCUCCGACCUGCUGGUGGCCGACCUGUCAAUCGCCCAGGGCCGCCACUACUGGGCAUGCUCCGUGGAGCCUGGCUCCUAUCUGGUCAAGGUGGGGGUUGGACUAGAAGCAAAACUGCAGGAAUGGUUCCAUCUGCCACAAGACAUGGCCAGUCCACGAUAUGACCCAGAUAGUGGUCAUGACAGCGGGGCCGAAGAUGCCCAGGACAGCCCCCCUCCAUUCUGCUUCCUCACCAUGGGCAUGGGCAAGAUCCUUCUGCCCCACCAGGGGGUAACUCACCCCUCCGGCCACCCCCUGACUAUCCCUCUGCCCCCACGCCUCGGGUUGUGUCUGGACUUUGACAAGGGCCGCGUCACCUUCUACGACGCCCACUCCCUGCGCAUGCUGUGGGAGGGGCCUGUGGACUGCUCCGCCCCCGUCUGCCCAGCCUUCUGUUUCAUUGGUGGAGGGGCGCUGCAGCUGCAGGAGCUCGUGGCCAAUCGCAGCAUCGAGCAGACCCCACCCAGGAGAGUGACCAUCCAAACACGUGCCACCAAUCUCUGCAAUUGACAUGACGCGUCGCAUGUUCAACCAAUCGGAUGUUAGGAUGGUUCUCAAUGUUAAGCACCUUUGAAAUACUCUUCUUAUACCGUCCAUUAAUUUAUUGAUUUAUCUUCUAUUUAUUUUGCCUACCUGGGAUGCUUUGUAUUAAGGUUUGUGUAAACAUUCUGAACUAACCAAAUUUUUUAACAGUAUACUAUCUUUGCAUCACUACUAAUGGUGGAUCUCGGCAAAUCAUUUUCUCAUGUUGACGUCAUCUGCUCACAGGAAGUUCCAAAAUUGUAAGCUGUACAAAAAUAUGCUCCAAUUAUCAAAUGCAUGCAUGUCUGGACAUCCUGAAUGUGACUAAAGUUCUGUACCUCAACGCCUUCUAACUCCAGUAUGACAACAAUAGGGCAAUGAACUCUUGAGCCUGUGAUUUGCAGUGAUCUACCGCAAAAUAAUAAUACUUAAAAGCUGUUAGACAAGUUAGAUGGACAGGUUUUGGAAGGUCAAGAUUUGACCUGGUGACCUUUUGGAAUGUUUUGUCCCUUGGGAAUGUACCCACUGGCACAUCCAUAAUAUGUUGUCAUCUUCUGUGUGUGUGUGUGUGUGUGUGUGUUGUGUGUGUGUGUGUGUGACUGAAAUCUUGCUGUAGUAGUUGGAAGUGUCAUAACAUUGUUUGUAAAAUCAUUUGCUGUCUGCAUGUAUAGCACCUGGAAGUUCGAAUUCUCUGACGUAAAGUUUAUCUCCAGCAAUGUCUAGGGUAAUGGCAUACAGUAUGUGUUCUGUGCGUGUAUGUGUGUGUGUUCUGUGCGUGUAUGUGUGUGUGUCCAGUCCACACACACACACACACACACACACACACACACACACACAUUUUUCUUCACCAGCAGGAUAAGUCGUGGCAGUGUGUCUGGACAGCAGUGACGUUUGCAGGUUUAGAACUGGUCAACAAAGUAUGUCCCCUUUGCACAGACUUUCCACCAGUACAGUGAAUCAGGGCGAAACCUCAUAAGAGCUUAUCAAACGCCAACAGCAACCCCUCCACUUUCACAGCUCUCUCCUUCCCUCUCGUAUAGCCUCCGUACCUCUCAUACAGCCUCACUGACUCAAUUCAGAGGCCGUGGCCUCACCAGCCUCCACUGAGUGUGAGGCAGCUGUUGAGGUGGCAGACAGGCCAUUCCCUCUACUCGCUAAUCAACUUCCUGGAUAUAGGCAUACAUUGAACCACAUUACAUGUCAUUUGCACAUUAAUUACGGAUAUAGGCAUACAUUGAACCACAUUACAUGUCAUUUGCACCUUAAUUACGAAGUGACUUACAGUUGAUGAAACAACAUCGAGCUUUAGUGAGCUGAUAAAGACUCAGUAAAAAGACAAAGUAAAUAGGUAAUGGAGGCAGAAAUACUAUAGUAUUCGGCAAAGUGCAGUGAAGGGAUGAGAUGAGUGAAGAUGUUCUGUGGUGACCAUAGGCAAAGCAAGACCAUGAGAGAUCUCUUAGAAUUAAAGAGGACAUAUUUCACCCCCUUUUCCGCAAUUGUAGAUUUCUUUUUAAAGUAUAUUUGAUAUAUUUAGGCUUUUGUCUUUGCGCGUAUAGACAGUAGAGAAAGACAAAAAGCGAGUGGAAGAGGAGAGAUGAGGUGGGAUCGGGAAAUAGCUGCAGGUCGGAAUCGAGCCAGAGCCUCCAUGGGCACUUGACCUGAAUGUAGGAUGGGUGCUGCCACUUGCAGGUCUUAAUAAAACGUCUGUGUCAUACUUUGGUCAAAAAAAAGGAUGAAGCUGCACCAUAACAGCGUUUUCGACACUGUCCGAAGAACCCUGUUCAGAGCGGCCUGAUCCUGUCCUGGGCCGCAUGUCCCAAAACCAUAGUUGCUAACUAAGUUAGCUAAUUUCCCAUUGCCAAGCAACUAAGUUAGCUAAUUUCCCAUUGCCAACCAACUAAGUUAGCUAAUUUCCCAUUGCCAACCAACUAAGUUGCUAACAGGUUAGCAACUGUGGUUUUGGGAAAUGCACCCCUGGUUGUUUCACAAACACAAUCAUCUUGCCUGAUGGCUUCACUUCGACAUGUUUUGAAUAGGUUUCGAGCUUGCGAGAUUCAGGCAAACUUUUCCACUUUGGUUCUCUAGUCAUGAGUGGACCCUUGGUCCAGAAAGGUAAAACUGAGGUGGUUUAAUUCCAAACUUGGUCCAGAUAGGUAAAACUGAGGUGGUUUAAUUCAACAAGCUGCUAGACUCAGGGUCACUUUGACCAGCGGAUCUGAGUGGCUCAAUGAUUCACGUUUCUAGACCUAGGAAGCCCAUAAACAAAACAGCUGGGUUGUGUUAUCUGUGUGUGUGUAUGUGUGUAUUGGUAGCCAUCCCAGAUACCAAGACACAUGCAUAAAAGCACUGAAAAUAUGGAAUUUCCAUAACAUGUCCCCUUUAGUGUUUCAGAUCAUUUCAGAUCGAUUGUGUAGGGUCUGUAGAACUCGUUAAUUUCAUGCUCCAUUGUUGGUUUUAUGAAUGUAGGGUUGGCUUUCCAGGACAAUGGCUGGUAUAGUUGGUGUUCAUUAGCUGUAUAUGCAAAGCAUUGCCGAGCAGGUUCUGUGGGUUUCAGUUCUGUUAAGUACUGUAUGUUGUGGACAGACUUGUUAACCUGUACUCUUUGCUGUUUGGGCCAAAACUAGAGCAGGAAGCAUCCGGACUCACAGCACACACGCACACACGCACACACACACACACACACACACACACACACACACACACACACACACAGUCUGUUUCCACUCCUUCCCCUAACACACACAUUUUUUAAUGAGUGUGACCUUUGUAAUGACGUCCCCACUUAUCAUGUUUUUGCUAUUACUUCAUGUGAUACUUCAUUCAUUGUUUGGUUUUGCAAAAGCCCAUAUUGCUUUCCAAAAGGAUCUGUUAUAAUUAUUCUUUGAAAAGAAGGAUGCUGCUUUAGGCUGUGCAACUGUCAGUCUCAAAUCUAGUUGUAUGCAGGUGUGUGUGUUUGUGUGCGUGCAUGUUUGAGUUUCUGUGCUAACCUAACUGUAUGUGUGGGUUAACUUGCAUCAGUGUGUGUGCAUGGGUUUGAGUGUCUGUGCAUAUAUGUAAGAUUGUGUGUGUGUGUGUGUGUGUGUGAGAGAGAGAGUAGUUGAGUGUUUGUUAGACUAUUUGCAAUAAAGACUGUACUCAGUUGCACACAGCUCUGGUUUUGGCCUCUGUGUUUAUGUUGGUGUAUGUUGGUGCAUUGACUGUAUUUGUGUGUUAAGUCCUCUUGUUUAUGCCUGCACUGCACUGCUCUGGCCCAAGGCAUUCUGGGAUAUGUAGUACUGCCAGAAUGUCUGAAUUCUGAAUGUAAGAUGAAAUCAAGCGAUGAGGUAAAAUAGAUCUGAUCUGCUGCCACAAUCAGACUGCCACAACAGAAAGGAAGAAGUUAAUAUUUGUAUUUAGUAGAGAAGUAACAGUACCCAUGGGAAGUAAAAAAUGGCAUUCUAUCUGUCUGCAUGUUGAAUGUUGUUCAUAUUGUUAAAUGUAUUUUUUUAAACAAGAGAACGCACACUGUCUAAAUAUUGCAUUCACACAAACAUAAUACCACACAUCUUGUAAUGUAGUAAUGUUCCCAGUAGAACACCAACACAAUAGCAGGCAUUUAAUCAUGACAACGAGCUUAUCUACAUACGGGUCAUUCCACAUGAAAUGAGCAAAUUUGGGAAAAUCUUUCAGCUCGACCCCCUCACAUUGUCUUUAUUCAUUCAUAUUGUCUGCUUCUACAUCUCAAAGGAAGGUCUGGAAAGUUAUACCUCCAAAUGAGUAUUUCUAUGAGAAUUUUACCUUAGAGUACACCUACCCCAAUUCCAGAAAAGUGGCUUUAAAGGUAUACUAUGCAGUUUCAGGUGGCUUUAAAGGUAUACUAUGCAGU